UUACAUUCCUACUUCCAUUGUAAACAAUGACGGCACUUUCUUUGUCGUUUCUGAUUUAAUUGGUUUGUUGUUCUCAGUUCGUUCAGAUCAGUUUUGUUCUUGACUCUCGAGUUGUGUGUUUUUGUUUAACUUGAUAAAUCACCGUAUCGAUGGCAUCGCAACAAACGAACGUGUCGGACUCCGAGUGGGAGGAUUACAAAAGCAAAUUCAAUAAAUCCUAUAAAGAUGCAGCGGAUGAGCAGCAGCAUCGCGAAAUUUACGUAGCCACCAAGGCGAAGAUCGCGGAGCACAACGCCAAAUAUGAAGCAGGUCAGGUGACUUAUUCGAUGGGGAUAAAUCAUUUCGCUGACUUGACGGAGGAGGAGCGCGGGCGGUACCUGGGAUGUCGUGUUCCGGAAUCCAAAUAAUUGUUGUCCUUGAAUUGAUUUUAUACGUUUGACUUUUUUGAGAAUAAAUGGUUUGAAAUACAAA
Messenger RNA from Hermetia illucens (black soldier fly), 471 nucleotides. RefSeq names its product protein CTLA-2-beta-like. The transcript has a single exon. The record is from RefSeq and is a predicted model, not a curated record. The coding region runs from base 150 to 407 and encodes 85 amino acids. Lineage: Eukaryota; Metazoa; Arthropoda; Insecta; Diptera; Stratiomyidae.